GGGCAGGGCCGCGCUGCCGCCCCUCAGCGCGGCCUCCGCCCCUCAGCGCGGCCUCCCCGCCGCCCCACCGCGGCCCCUCCGCCCGCCCCGCCGCGCUCCCGCCCGCCAUGAGCUGCCGGCAGCCGCUGCCGAGCGAGCGGGGAGCGAGACAGAGGAAGAGGAGAAGGAAUGGCAAUGAAGAGGAUGGUCACGUUCCCCAGACCAAACGUAGCACCAGGAACUCUGUCCUGCAGGACUCGUGGGACACUGAGAAGGUGGCUGUAACGAAGCUCACUAAGGAGCGCAGACUAAAAGGAAACAAAGUGUCCUGUGCGUCCUCCAGCAGUGACAGCGGGAGCAGCAGCAGCAGCAGCUGUAGCAGCAGCAGCAUCAACAGCCCUGACAGAGCAGAGUCCAGCCUCAACCCCAGGAUUGCAGGAUCCAGCCCUGUCUCCUCCCAGCCCUUCCACGAGCAGUCUGCACUAAGCCAAGGUCCUUACUUCCACAUCAACCAGAUCCUGAAGGAAGCCCACUUCCACAGCCUACAGAGCCGGGGACGCCUCCCUACAUGAUGACCCAGCAGCUCCCUGCCUUCUGUGAAGGGACAGCACUGUGUAGAUUUGAUAUUUCAACUUCAAAGUUUGUUAAAAUGGAAUUGCACAAAAUUGCCUGUUGCCUUUUCAGUCUAUAUUUGAAAUAACAGGUUAACAGGAGAUUGUUUACUUGUGGUUUGCUGCACUAUUGCAAUGCAAAAGGGGCUUUGAAGCAAUUUUUAUAGGAUUCUUUUUGGGGUGGUUCUAAAGUACGUGGCAAGAGGAGACCGAGGAGUCCACAUGUGUGUUAUAGGAUUGCAAACUGUCCAAUUCCAAUCGACUGCCUAAUCUGUUUGUUAGCAAGUUGUUGCUUUCUGUAAAGUUCUCUUAAGCGUUCCUCUUCAGUUUUAUAAGUCUUUUUUUAAUUUCAAUAAACUAGUUAAAAAAUGA
Messenger RNA from Haemorhous mexicanus (house finch), 962 nucleotides. RefSeq names its product VCP nuclear cofactor family member 1 (gene VCF1). The record is from RefSeq and is a predicted model, not a curated record. Lineage: Eukaryota; Metazoa; Chordata; Aves; Passeriformes; Fringillidae. The transcript is spliced from 4 exons. The coding region runs from base 108 to 551 and encodes 147 amino acids.